This is a messenger RNA of Lodderomyces beijingensis, 2910 nucleotides long. Lineage: Eukaryota; Fungi; Ascomycota; Pichiomycetes; Serinales; Debaryomycetaceae. The record is from the annotation of a GenBank genome assembly.
AUGUCUAAGGUCACUGGGGCAAUUGCCAAAACGGCAGCUACUAGGCCUAUCCACUUUCUUGUCGUUCCCGCGUUACUUGCCUCGAUUGCGUACUUGUCAAUUGUCGACGAAUAUUUGCCGCAGAGCGAUGGUAUCACCUACUAUCACUCCGCAAGCCCGUCGCAGGACUGGGUACCAAUUGAAAAAGAGAUUGAGGAACCGCAGGCACAGCAUAUAACGGUGGUGCCUAUAAGGUUCAGGAGCUUCCACACGGUGCCAAAAGUGCCCAACUCUAUAUACCAGGAGGGCAAUGAGCAGAUACUUGUGGUUGAUGGGGACGAUUUAAACACCAUCACCAUUGAUGGUGAGACUUGGAAGAUGACUGGUGGGCACAUGAAGUACUAUGACUACAUCAGGCGCGGGUUUUACAAAGUGCAAGAGUCGAUCAAAAAGGCGGACAACUUUGACAUUAUGUUGAUCAUUGUUGCCUACAUCGCCAUGUGGUACACCUUGAUCAAGGUGUUUAUUGAUAUGAGACAACUCGGGUCGAAAUUCUGGCUUGCAUUCUCGACGUUGGUCUCGUCGACGUUUGCGUUCUUGUUUGCGUUGCUCUUGUCGAAUAAGCUUGGUCUAAAAGUCUCGUUAUUGAGUUUGUCAGAGGGUAUUCCAUUUUUGGUGGCCGUGAUUGGGUUCAAGCACAAGGUUUCCAUUGCAACAAUUGUGCUGAGAGCUUCAACGGUCUCUCCCGAGGAUGUGCCAAACAUUGUCUCGCAAGCCAUCUCGUCGCACACAUUGAGCAUGUUUAGAGACCACGUUGUUGUGAUUGCAGCAUUAGGCGCAUGUGCCGCGUACGCGAGCCACCUUACAAGCUUGAGAAACUUUUGCAUCCUCGGCGCUUUUAUCUUGUCAUUUGACUUGAUUUUGGUUCACACUUUUUUCGCAGCCAUCUUGGGAUUGAAGAUUGAAAUCAACCGCGCAAGAAGAACCGAAGACUUGAAAGCCGCUUUGGAAGAGGAAGGCGUUUCCGCGCUCGUUGCUGCCAAGGUCGCAGAACAGUCAUCGGCGAUUGAGCACCCCAACGAAAAGAAUUUCUUUUCUGACUAUUCAAUCUUGUCGUUCAAAGUUGUCAUGUGCGUGGGUUUCAUUGCUUUCCACGUCUUUUGGCUCGGAAGAUCUUGGUUGGAGGGAAAUUUCACCACCACUGAUGUUCUUUUGCAAAAAGUGCCAGUUGGCCGCCAUGGUACAGUUUUGACGGUUUUACCAACGAGAUUCUACGUUCAUGGCUUUUCCUCACAGGUGGAGGAUUUCAUCUACGUGAUUCUCAAAAAAGUCAGCGACGCCAUCAAGGAUAGUUUGAUUUCAAAGUUUCUCCUUUUCGGAUUCGGUGUCUCCAUUGUUUCAAACAUUUACUUUCUCAAUGCAUCUAGAUAUCAAGUCACUGCCACGCAAAAGCUCCUUGCCAAUGAAAAAUCGAAAACCAAUCUCAAACAAGAACAAUCACAACCAGCUGCUGGUGCCGGUGCUGCUGGUGCUGGUGCUGGUGCCGGUGCUGGUGCUACUGCCUCCUCUGACUCCUCCUCGGCCAAAUCUAAAACGGUGCCGAAAAAACAUACCAACGGUGUGCCAAACGGGAAAGUCGCCGUUCUUGAUGACGACGAAUUGUCGUCUCUUGUCGUUAGUGGCAAAUUGCCCCUUUACGCGUUGGAAAAACACUUGGCCAAUAACCAUAGGGCGGUUGCUGUUCGUCGUAAAGCCAUUUCCAAGUUGGCUGAUUCCCCACUCGACAGACUCCCUUACUUGUCCUAUGACUACGACAAAGUGUUUGGCGCUUGUUGCGAGAAUGUUGUCGGUUUCAUGCCUCUCCCCGUUGGUGUCGCGGGACCUUUGAUUGUUGAUGGCAAAGAAUACUAUAUCCCAAUGGCCACAACUGAAGGUUGCUUAGUUGCCUCGACGAUGCGAGGAUGCAAGGCCAUCAAUUCCGGCGGCGGAGUCCUGACGGUAUUGACGAGAGACGGAAUGACGCGUGGUCCCUGUGUCAAGUUUUCCACGUUAAAGAGAGCCGGUGAGGCCAAGAUCUGGAUCGACUCCGAUGCAGGACAGGAAGAGAUGAAAAAGGCCUUCAACUCCACCAGUAGGUUUGCCCGGUUACAGCAUAUCCAAACCCAGCUCGCGGGUACUCUCUUGUUCAUAAGAUUCAGGACCACCACUGGUGACGCCAUGGGGAUGAACAUGAUCAGUAAAGGUGUCGAGUACUGCUUGAAAUACAUGGUGGAGAAACUAGGCUUUGAAGACAUGCGCGUGAUAUCCGUUAGUGGGAACUACUGCAGUGACAAGAAACCAGCUGCCAUCAACUGGAUCAAUGGCCGUGGUAAGCUGGUGGUUGCAGAAGCCAGAAUAAGCGGCGAGGUUGUGGAAAAAGUGUUAAAGUCCAACGUGGAUGCACUCAUCGAGUUGAAUGUGCUGAAGAACUUGAUAGGUUCAGCGAUGGCAGGGUCUAUUGGAGGUUUUAACGCGCACGCCGCCAACUUGGUGGCUGCCGUGUUUCUUGCUUGUGGGCAGGAUCCUGCCCAGACAGUCGAAUCGGCCAACUGUAUCACUUUGAUGGACAAGGGAAGCAACGGCGAGUUGAUAAUCUCGGUGUCGAUGCCCUCGAUCGAAGUGGGAACCAUUGGCGGAGGCACUAUUUUGGAUCCUCAGGGCGCGAUGUUGGAACUCCUUGGAGUCAGGGGUCCUCAUCCUUCCCAACCCGGUGCCAAUGCCCAACAAUUGGCUAAAAUUGUAGCUAGUGCUGUCUUGGCUGCCGAGCUCUCACUAGCCUCGGCUUUAGCGGCUGGUCAUCUUGUCCAAUCCCACAUGCAGCAUAAUCGUGCUGCUGCUGCUGCCCCAGCUGCUGCCCCAGCUGCUCCAGUUGGAAGUUGUAUCAAAUCUUAA